This is a messenger RNA of Corapipo altera (White-ruffed manakin), 11207 nucleotides long. It is a transcript of the gene STRBP, whose product is annotated as spermatid perinuclear RNA binding protein. The record is from RefSeq and is a predicted model, not a curated record. NCBI's taxonomy places the organism in Eukaryota, Metazoa, Chordata, Aves, Passeriformes, Pipridae. Gene Ontology annotation, molecular function: double-stranded RNA binding; single-stranded RNA binding. Bases 174 to 2138 code for a protein of 654 amino acids. Gene Ontology annotation, cellular component: precatalytic spliceosome. The transcript is spliced from 18 exons.
GUGAAUUAGACAAAGUGACUCCCAGAGCAUCUUGGCUGUAUGAACUCUUGAGCUGUCAAGGGACUGAGAGGCUUAUGAAGAGGUUCUGUCAGGCAAAACAGUGCUUAGCAAAGACACCGAGGAGGAGGGAAAAGGAGAAAGGGAGGGAGAGAGAGCUGAAACACUAACAAACCAUGAGAUCAAUCCGAUCGUUUUCUAACGAUGACCGCCACGUAAUGGUGAAACACUCAACCAUUUAUCCAUCUCCAGAGGAACUUGAAGCUGUCCAGAACAUGGUAUCAACAGUAGAAUGUGCCCUUAAGCAUGUCUCUGACUGGAUGGAUGAAAAGAACAAGUCUACCAGGUGUGAGGGUGAUGUGGAAGCCAAGGAGGAAGCUGUGGAAGGCAAUGCCAAGGAUCAAGGUGGUCGGAUGUUAUAUGGUGUGAUGAGAAUUGGCUUGGUUGCAAAGGGCUUGCUGAUAAAAGACGAUAUGGAUCUGGAGCUGGUUCUUAUGUGCAAAGAAAAACCCACAAAGACCUUGUUAUGUAUCGUUAAAGACAAUCUCCAAGCUCAAAUUCAGAAACUUACAGAAGAGAAGUAUCUGGUGGAGGAGCAUGUAAAUGAGGCAGCUAUUGUUAUCCGUAACACAAAGGAGCCCAAGCUCACUUUGAAGGUGAUACUCACGUCCCCUCUCAUCCGAGAUGAAGCAGAGAAGAAGGAAGGAGUAGAUAAUGUUGCGAUGAAAGAUCCUCCGGACUUAUUGGACAGGCAGAAAUGCCUGGAGGCCUUGGCGUCUCUGCGGCACGCCAAAUGGUUUCAGGCCAGGGCAAAUGGACUAAAAUCAUGUGUAAUUGUCCUUCGUAUUCUGCGGGAUUUGUGCAACAGAGUCCCCACAUGGGCACCACUGAAAGGCUGGCCACUCGAGCUUAUAUGUGAAAAAUCUAUAGGUACUUGUAAUAGACCUUUGGGCCCUGGGGAAGCGUUGCGACGAGUCAUGGAGUGUUUGGCAUCUGGAAUUCUGCUUCCCGGAGGGCCGGGUCUGCAAGACCCCUGCGAGCGCGAGCCCACGGACGCUUUGUCUGACAUGACAGUGCAGCAAAAAGAAGCCAUUACACACAGUGCCCAGCAUGCCCUCAGACUAUCAGCCUUUGGGCAGAUCUAUAAGGUGUUGGAAAUGGAUCCCCUCCCAUCCAAUAAGUCAUUUCAGAAAUAUUCCUGGUCAGUAACUGACAAAGAAGGUACAGGCUCGUCUGCUCUGAAGAGACCCUUUGAAGACAGUGUCGGGGAUGACAAGGAUCCAAAUAAAAAGAUGAAGCGUAAUCUGAGGAAAAUACUAGAUAGUAAAGCAAUAGAUCUCAUGAAUGCUCUGAUGAGGCUGAACCAAAUCAGGCCAGGGCUUCAGUAUAAGCUGCUGUCACAGUCUGGUCCAGUCCAUGCCCCAGUCUUCACAAUGUCUGUAGAUGUUGAUGGUACGACUUAUGAAGCAUCAGGACCUUCUAAGAAAACAGCCAAGCUCCAUGUGGCAGUGAAGGUUUUACAAGCCAUGGGGUAUCCCACUGGUUUUGAUGCAGAUGCGGAGUGUGUGAGUUCUGAUGAAAAAUCAGAUACUGAAGGUAAAAAUGAAACUACGUCUUCAAUCUCAAGCAAUAAUACUGGAAAUUCCACAGCGGACAACUCUGCUACCCUAGAGGUAAGAACUCAGGGUCCCAUACUCACAGCAAGUGGCAAAAACCCGGUGAUGGAGCUCAAUGAAAAGAGAAGAGGUCUCAAGUACGAGCUCAUCUCUGAGACUGGGGGGAGCCACGACAAGCGCUUUGUGAUGGAGGUAGAAGUAGAUGGGCAGAAGUUCAGAGGUGCAGGCCCAAACAAGAAGGUAGCAAAAGCAAGUGCUGCAUUAGCAGCACUUGAAAAACUGUUUUCUGGGCCUAAUGCAGCGAACAAGAAGAAGAAGAAGAUUCUUCCUCAGACUAAAGGGGUUGUCAAUACAGCUGUUUCUGCAGCAGCCCAGGCUGUUCGAGGCAGAGGACGAGGUGCUUUAACACGAGGGGCAUUUGUCGGGGCAGCUGCUGCUACUGGAUACAUAACACCAGGCUAUGGAGCACCGUAUGGGUACAGCACAGCGGCGCCAGCCUACGCCAUAUGCACUUGUAUAAAAUAAGCAGAAAUGUAGUGACUGUAAGCUGAGAUCCUGAUAUAAAAGCAUAGAAAGCUGUAUUGAUACUGCUCUGUCAGGCCCUGCAUUCCCUGCAUCCCUGUGGAUACCUCUGGGUAGGUACCAAAGCCAGGCUCUGAAGGCCACCCCUUGGUUCUGGGGAUGUGGGAAGGGUGACACUAACGAACUGCUAACGAGAGAAAUUAUUUCCCUAAACUAUUCAAGCUAAACUCCAAAUUAAGAAGGAAAGACUUUGAUGAUAUUACAGUUAAAAUCUGCAGAGAUCAAAUUACAUUAGGCCAAAUUAAUUCAGGAAGCAGCCAAGUUUGCUUCCCUCCUGCGGGUGCAGAGGAGGGGAGGAGGGCAGGCAGGCAGGGAUUUAUCUCUGCGUGAAUCAUUUGCUUAGCUGUGGUUUUCUACAGCUGGAAAUCAGGAUACAGCCAUCCAUAAAUAAUUGUUUUCAGUUCUGUAGUAAAUGUUUUAACACAUUUUACUUGGAUUAAAAUGGGUUUGGAUUAUGACCCAUUGGUGCACAUGAUAUGUGUAGUUUUAAAAUACUAAUUUUUUUAUUUGCCUUUUAAACCUUGCUUUAUGCAAAGUUGCAUAGUACAGAACUGCAGAAGUGCAGUACUUGCAGAACUUGAAGUUGCUGGAAACAACUCUUUUUAUAUAAAAAUGCUUAAAAAAUAAAAAAGCAAAAGGGAGCAAGUUGAUGACAAUGUAGCAGCAUUUUAGGGUCUCGAUUCAGUGAUUAAAACAUAAAAAAACCUGUGACUGAUCACAGUUUAUAACGGUAUCAACCAGUCUUGGUACAGACUAUCUGCAUCAAAAUUCAAGAGCAAAUAUAAACUGUGUUUGAUUUUAAUCCUGAGCCAUCAGAUUCACUAAAUGACUGUGUGUGUAGGUUAUCCAUAGCUCAGGACAUGUGCACAGAAUUACAGGCUGAUAAAGAGCUGCUGCUCCUGUGGGCAGGAACCUGAGCUCGCAGGUGGCACCUGGGGAACUGAACUUGAGGAGCUGUUGCAGGGGCUGGCCCUGGCAGCACAGACCCCUUCACUGACACUUGGAGGACAGCUGAUGAGCCAUCAGAACGUCCUUCCUGCUCAGGGGUGCAGGUUUCCAUCUGUUAUCUUCCAGGUACAAACUCGGGGCUGGGUCUGACACUCCCUUAAAACUGGGCUCAUUUUUCAUCCCGCCCGGCCCGGCGGUGCUGAUCCCAGAGCAGCAGCUGAUCCCAGCGCAGCAGCUGCUGUGCCUCCUUCAGACAGGAGUUUAGAUGCAUUAAGGUGCAUUAUAAUGAACUUCUCCUGAGUAUUCCUUUCCUAACUGCUGUCAGCCUGACAAGCACUGUCCAGUUCAAGGACUGAUAAUAAACAUCUUGCCGACUCAUUUGAUCUGCUUCUUCGUGGACUGUGCUUGGCAGGUUAAUCCAUCUGUGUUUCUUUCCAUCAGAAUUGCUGUGACUAUGAAUUUCCCUGUUUUUCUGCCAUCAUCCUUUUCACUCUUGCAAUCCUAAGUAUUCCACUCUCCUGCUGGUUUUUUUUUAAUUCUUUGUUGGAUCUUUUUUCUCUAAAUUCCUCUAAAACACUGUUGUUUGUAAUGCAGUACUUGUGUCUGAAAUGUCCCCUUGCCUUUGCUGCCUCCCUUCCCAGGUGGAGAGAACCUUUUCCUGACAUGUGAAACAGGGUACUUAAGACUCCUGAAUCCUGGGUUCUGCAGCCACUUGGAAUCAGAGAUCAGACCCAAGAGUGCAGGAUUGCCUGGGAACCCCUCUCAUUGAUGUGGAACUUGAGCAAAAUAGCCCCAUGUAUUGAAGGGUCACAGAGUAGGCUUGUAAGUGCCUCCUGAUCUCUGGCAUUUGAGAGAGCAGCCAAAUUCUGUCAGUAGGUUUUAACCUAACUGAAGUAUCAGGCUAUUAUCUGAUGAGUAAUUUGGGUAACAUCUGCUUCAUCAGUGUUGCAACAAGCACUGUUUUGCCAAGGCAGACCUAGAAACUCUUUUUUGCAAAAUGCUUGUGGGUUUCCUCUGAAAAGCCUCCUCAGAGCAGCGUGGUGUGAAGUGCCUCUGCUGUGAGGUUGGAGGUCUGCAUUAGGGCUCCUGAGCUUUGUACUUCGGUGUGUGCCCAGCAGCCAAACACGUACCCCUGGUUCCAUGUGCUCUGUGCAGCUGCCAGGAUCGCUGCCCAUUCCACAGCACCUUCCCAGGGAAGCACAAAUGUUAUUUCACAGUUUGAAUUUCUGCUUCAUGGAAAAGAAUUCUGAAGAAGUUCCUUUCAAUUAGUACAUCUAUAAAUAGGAGAGCAGGGAAAGUCUGUGCCUGUACACUACCCACCUCAACGCUAGUUUUAGCUAACCAGAUGAUCGUGUGUAUUUUGGGAGAUGGUGUCUGGCACUUAAAGGAUUAAAAGAAGCUGGAGAUUUACAAUAAGGAACUGACCUGUUUGAUGUGUUAUCUGUACUGGAGGUGAAUGGCACUGCUGUUGUCUUUGGAGUAACAUCUGUGAGCUUUGGGGGUCUGCUUCAGUCCUACUUUGCCAGCCACAGGAGAUUCCUCCAGCCACGUUCUACCUAGAGGAGGUUUUAGAGUAACCAGACUGGUUUGGAGGGCUUGGCUGGCUCAAAGCAUGGGCUGUGAUGCUUCCUGCCAUAGUGUCCUCCCUCUGCCAGUGCUUGCUGUCUUCCCUAAGCACACAUUCAGGACUUGGAACAUGGUGACCUUAUUCCUGGGCGUGGUGCCAGGUGGAUGGAGGGAGGCCAGCCCAUGCUCAUGAAGGGAAUGUGGAACACGCGGCCUCGGUUGCCCAAGCAAUUUCUGUUGGACACAGUGCCCAAUCCAACCCUCACAAAGGCAAUUUAGUGCCUGGGUAGGUGGUUCCUAAUCUGUCUAAUUUGCUGUCAUGUAGCCAGUGUGAGCUAAUUAGAUGAUUCAGCAAUUGUCAUGGCUCCCAUUUAAUGUGCUGUAAAUGCUGCUGCCACAACUUUCUCUGCUGUUAAAUACCUUUGCUUCUGUACUCUGUCCUCCUGCCCUGCCCUUUCUGAUCACCUUCUAGUAUCCCAGUAAAUAGCUGAUUCUCUCCAGUGACGCAGCUGUUACACAGGAGUGUCUAGAUUCUUAAAAACUUUUAACCAGACUAUGAAGCACUUCAAAGAAACUAGUUUUGCUACAAAUAUUUCAACUUAUUCAUGUGCCAGGGGACUAUUUCUACUCAUUUACAAAGAUCUGAAAACUAGUCCAGGAUCUCUGAUCUCUGGAGACAAGGAUUCUUUCUUUGAGAACACUUGCCUUCUAGUAGGAAAAAAAGAUUUAAAGUGUGUCAUACUCAAUAGAAGACUGUGCCCUAAAGGCCCUGAAAGAACUUAAUUGGGAAAAAGUGCACAGAUCUAAAAUUGAGGCUUUUUGCUUUCAUUGAGCUACUGAGAAUAAUUUCCCUGACAACAAGUUCCUCAGAUUAUUAGGAAGUAGAAAAUGCAGGAGGAGGUGCAUGGAGAUUUUUCAGCUAGUCUAGGAAAAAAAAAUCUCCUAUUUGUUGGCUGUUCAGCUACGGAACAUCAAACUCUUGUCAUUUCUUAAUCUCCACAGUAGCAAUAAAUGUGAGCAGCUUUAACGUGCCAUCCCUGAUCCAGUCCCAGCAACGCCCCAGGAGAGUGAGCCUGGCAGUCCCUGUCUUUUCAGUCACCAAUUCCCUGAAAUGAAGUGUCCCUUGCUUCAUUUGUAAUUCUGCAUCUGCACUUCUGAGAGCCAGUCUAGAGGUGGGAUUCCUGAACACCUCUCCAGGUCUGUACAGAUGAAGAGCAGGCAGACAAGACAGUACUUCAGUCUUUACUCAGACAAAAUGGCAGGUUUCCCUCUCCUCUUGUGCCAAGAUAUGCUCACUGGGUAUUAGAACUUCUCGCCUUUAGCUAAAGUCUCAGUAGACAGCUGCCUGUUACUUAAUCAAGGGAAAACUAUGUCCCAGCUUCCCUGAGUUCCAAGUCACAGAAGCAGCUUACAAAAACAGCUCCUAUUUCCGGUGGCUCUGGGAAACAGCACAAGACUCUGCGGCUGCAGAUUCCUCUGGAUACAUGAUGGGAUGUGUAAACAUGAAGUUCAGACUGUUGUUCUCAGUCGUGAAGCUGCCUAAGACCUCCCCUCUCUGGCAUCAAAAGAAUGAAAAUGAGCUCUGUGCUGGGCUCACUGAGGAGCUCUGUUAGGAAGGACUCUCUGUCUCAAAAAACAGUAACUCGGCUCCAGUGUUCAGCACACAGACCCUCUCGGGCUUCCUGCUGAAUAAUCUAGUGAAAAAUGAGACACUUUAUUGACUUGUUUAAAGCAAAGCAAAGGGACAGUGUAGUUGAAUCUGCUGUCUAUACAACAGGAGACAGCUUGUCUAAGGGCUCGUCGGGUUCAUUCCACUCUCAGAGGAAAUUCUGCUCGAGUCAUUGUAGAGCAAUUCACGGGAGAAACUGGGCACAGAAGUCCUGGGCCUCUGGACCAUGGCAGCAGGUUCCCCUGCCCUUUCUUUGCAACAUAAACCACAUAAGCCAGUAGUGAAGUAUUUGGCAUUAAAAGAAUUGUUACCAUGAAGCCGUUUCAUUACUUAACUCCAGAGUUAUGUCUCCUUAGCUUUAUUUGUGUCAUCUAAAUCCACACUUAUUUAUGUCCAGGUAUCCUCCAGCUCCUGACACAUCUUCCUUCUUCCCAUCCUGCUCACAAUAAUGGGACUGAUUCACUUGUUGGUUUGUAACUGUGUGAGAUAACAUAAAAGCACAAGUAGGACACAUCUGCCUGUUCCUCUCUCCAGGAUCUCUUAGGAGGAAGGGUGCUCUUUCUGCCAGGCCUGUCUGAUGCUGUGCAGGCAAGGCAGUGCUCCACUGUGAGUGGUAGGAGUUAGGUAAGAGAAAAGGUCAUCACACAGUAAGAUUUAAAUAAAGUGGGGGUUUUCUCCAAUUCCUGUGACUGCAUGAAACAUUCAGACCACGUGUUUUACCUUGAUUUUUAAGAGGAGCUGAAUGUCCAAAAGUGGUGUGUGGGGAUGUGCAGUUCUAAAGCAGAUCUCUGAAUUUAGACGUUGUUUUAUCUUGUAUUUGGUGCCUUAACUCUGUACAAUUUAAGGUCAUAUAUACUAUACCACAGGUAGUUUAGUAGUAAUACUUGAAAAGAACCCAUCAAGCCUAGUCUAUAGAAACUCUUGCACAGACUGAAGCCUUCUCAGGGGGAGAGUACUCUUCCAUGUUUAAUUAAUAAUCUACCGAUAAAUUAGAGUUGUAAGAAUGUAAGAGCAUAUAAAAAUUUUAAGAACAGAGACUGAAUUUAUCUGAUUUCUAACUUCAAAGAUUUGAGGCAAUAAGAUAAUUAAAGCUACAUUCUCUUCUAUGCUGUGUAAGUAAACAACAUCAAAAUGUUUUCUCACCAGCCUGAAGUGCAUGUUUGUGAAAACCUCUGGACUGUUAUCUCUACUAGAACAAAUCACACUUAAUUGUAAAAGGCAUUAAUUGAAUGUAACUGGCCAUCCUUCACUCAUUAGUACCGGGGAGCUGGAAUGAGUAAGAGUUGCAAUUCACUUUUAACUGAUUAAACUUAAGCCUCAUUCCUGCCCCUUACCUGGAUCUAGAAGCUCCAGCUGCCUUCUGCUGCUCUGCAGUUCAGGAGGUGUAGUGCAGCUCCUGCUCGAACACCAUUUCUGAACACAUCUGGUCCUGGCAGGACGGACUGUGGAGAGAGAGAAACACGGAAGUAGAACGUCCUUCUCCAGUCUCAGGUAGAGCAUCACAGAUAGGAAGUUGGAGGGAAAGUUGCACUGCCUUUUCCAAGUCCAUUAAGAGUCUGUGGUUUAUGUCUGCUGUGGAAAACCAGCAGCUUUAGUGUUCUAAAGGCAGGGGCAGAUGGCAUUGCUUUUUCAAUAGUUAGUAAGAAAUAAGAGGUUUAAGCUAUCCAUACAGCUAAAAGCUGAUAGUGAUGUUGCUACAGGAGAUUAAUUUUUUUUUCUGUUCAGAAAUGAGUCCAGGAUUGCAGGUUUUCCAGAGGAGGAACACAAGAAAUCCAAUCAUCAAAUUCUUUUUCCUGAUGCAACCCCACCCAAAAUAAGGAGGCAGCUGCAGGCAGUGUAUAGAGCAUGCAACUGAAUUUUGGGAGGGAAAGGAAUAAUAGUAAUUUCCCCCUAGAGGAAUACUAGUUAGUUAUUUCUAGAGUGCCCAGAGUAUUCUAGACAAGCUGCCUUUACAAAAAGGAGCAAGGCAACAAGGGAGAGCAGACACUGCUCCCACAACUACCUGCUGUAAUGUACCAGGUCACCAAUAUUGGUGUAACUAGCUAUGACAAAGUAGGUUCAUCUUACCAGCAAAACGUAUUUUGACAUUCUAUCCACUUCUAUUUUUUAAGCUAAAGGGGAGUUAAUCAUAGCACUCAUCUGUUUCGAAGGGAGUAGAGCAGAAGGUAAGUUUUAACUUCAUACUUCGAAGCUGCUAUGAAUAGAUUAACAGUGUUCCAUGGAAACAACCUGAUAUACUUCUUUAUUUUCUUUGUGCUCCAUUUCUGUGUUCUUGGAAAAGCACAAGCUUGUGUAAGCAUAAUCAAUACAAAGUUACUCAGGGUACUGCAUCAUCCCAGCAGUGGACACUAACCACAUCUUAAGUCAACAGGCACAUAUAAAUCAAGCUUAAUUAAGAGGAACAGGACAUCUUGGCGAGUUUUGUUUUACUGCUGGCACUGCUACAAUUUACUGAUCUAUGCAUACCAAAAUGUGUGUAUUGCUGCACUCCCAGCAGAACUGAGGGAGUUCUGUAAGGGCGUCCUGUAAACUCACAGAGUCAGUGUAGGAGAGGCAGUAUUUAUUCUUCUUUCAUUAUUUCCACAAAGAACUGUUUCUGAGCAGAUGGAAAGUGAUGCUGCUCAAAGAAGAGAAUGCUGGAGAACAGCAUUCAGAGCAGUACAGCUUUUGAAGAGUUAGUGAUCAUAUGAAUUUAAUUAUGAAAAUUCUGAUUUGCUGUACAGAUUAUUUCCUGUGUUUUCAAAUUCAUAUCACUGCUUCCCUGCUCAAAAAUAACAGGAUAAAGACAAGUGUAGUUUUCUAAUAACAUCUAUCACAUGGAAAUCCACAUCCACUGGAGGAAAAAGGAGGCUGUACUGCAGAGAGCAUGUUCAACUACAGAGCCAUUCUCUGGGCAAUGCUGCAUAAUUUAGGAGUGGGUAAACACGCCUUCAGGGACAACACGACACAGAGCAGAUGGUUAAAACAAAAAAAAAAUCACAGAAAAAAGCCUCAAAGCUUUGUCCAGUCAUACAUUCAGUGUUCCCUGCCAAAGGGACAGGUACAUUCACAGGCGCUUAGUGAGUUAUGUGUCAGGCACCACAAAGGUCCUUAAGGACAAACAUUUUGGAGCCAGUCUCCUUUUGGACAGAAAAGGGAGGAAGUUGACUCUGUCUUCCAGUUCCAAGGUGCAGUGUCUUAUUUCUAAUCCUAACCCUAAGUCAAUAUUUAUUGAUCCAACUGACUAAGCUUUUUAGGCCGACCAGCUCUCUGCGAAGCAAUCCUGUUCUCUUGAGCCUCUGCAGGGGCCAGUAACUGGUGCUUAACUACUGCUCCCACUGCGGAAUGUCACCGUCCUCCCGCUGCCCCAGAGCCAGGCUGGGACACUUGCACUUCUCAGAGAGCAACACUGCUGGGGUGGGGGCUCUCAAAAGCACUGAAGUACUACAGCAGAGCAAGUCCCAGUGGGCUGUGUGCUUUCUGAAGUCCUGUCUAGCUCUCAGUGACAAAGCUGAGCAUGAAACCUGCGCUGCCAAACGCACCAGCCCCUUGCUGAGGAGGACAUGGAUGGGAAGCAGGCUUGGAAGUGGAGAUUUUGAGGAAAGGCUGUCCUUUUCCAAAUCCAAUCAUAGGCUUUUUUUUUUUUUUAAUGGUUGAGCUUUCACCCACCAAAAGUCACCAUCAAUCAAAUCAAUUAAAAUUGCUGCUAAUUUGGGUUAAAAUAUCAUCACCUUUGUAUAACCCAAACCACCACCAUCCAUCCAUCUAAAUAAUUCCUAAGCAAAGACUCCUCAGGAGGCAGAGCCCUUCUGACAGGAGAUCUGGCAGUGCAGUAUGAUGUGACUUCUCUGAUGACAAUUCCUUCUCCCAGACAAUGAAAAGACAGAGGCAGUGCUUUGGGGCAGUGUUUCAUGCUCAGCAAGUUUGUAGAGAGAGGGAAUGCAAUUCUAUAAAUCACUUGUACUGUAUUUCUGUUUCUAGACUUGAAUGAAUUUCACUUUUCCUUUGUGGGUCAGCAUAGUAAACGUUACAGAAAAGCUCUAUUUUUCUAAAUCUCUUUCACCAAUAAAGGUCUGACCUGCAGCCAACAGAUGGAUUUAUUUAUCCAUAGAGGAUGGAGUGUUUAUUUUUACACUAAGAUUGGAUAUGGAUUGAAUACAAAGAAGUAUGACCUUUAAACUAUCUAAACCUUAAGUACUAUGAAUGAAUUCCACAAAUGAGUAAUAUGGUAGACAAUUCAAUCUUUCUUCCCAAUAAAUCUCUAUCAAAAGAAGUUACCCAGAAUUAAACUUCCAAAUGAAGUACAAGAGAUCCUUGUGGUCUAAUUACAGACCACUUUGAAAAUCCUUCAGUUUUCUCCCAAUUUGUAAUCAGUAAAGAACAAUGAUGACUGAACUAUUCCUGACUAUACUCUAAAUAAAGAAAUUUCAAAUAAAGUAAUUUGGCAACAACCGUAGCUAUUUAUAGCAUUAAAAAUGUGAUCUGAACAUCCAAAUCUUCUUAAUUCGGAAGCAGUUGAGUGGGAAGAAAAAUAACUGCACACUGAAUUUUAAAUUGAGCUGUCUCUACUCACUAGCCAAAAAAGCCUGCAAAUGUCAAGGGAAUGCUCUCUGUACAUUCAGCUGCUUCCUCCCGUGCUGCUGUACCGUCCACUCGGCUUCAUUUGGCUUCUGUGCCGUGGUUUGUACGCCACCACUGUUCCUGACUGUACACAACAGAUCUGCACUGUAACCUCGGGUCAUGUGCCACUGAUUGUAACCCAGUGCUCCAGACUUCUCUGUACAGAAACCCAGAACCAUGUCCCAUUGCUUCCAAUAGCUCCAAUAAAGGCUUAUCUCUGCAAACAGGAA